Molecule: messenger RNA, 1365 nt
Organism: Argentina anserina (silverweed cinquefoil)
Lineage: Eukaryota; Viridiplantae; Streptophyta; Magnoliopsida; Rosales; Rosaceae
Product: transcription factor TB1
Exons: 2
Coding region: 1-1365 (454 amino acids)
Biological process (GO): regulation of secondary shoot formation
Cellular component (GO): nucleus
Molecular function (GO): DNA-binding transcription factor activity; sequence-specific DNA binding
Source: RefSeq, a predicted model, not a curated record
AUGUAUCCUUAUAGCUCAAACGUUAUUAGCACUGGUUCUACCGGCAAUUACUACGAACCAGCCGCUUUACCUCAUGACCAGUCCUUUUUGAUCAACAGUAGGCCUUUUCUUAGUGAAAUAACUAGCAACCCGAGCUGCAAUUUCGCUUCAGUUAAUUCUAAUCCCAAACAAGAUCAAGAUCUACAAGAGGCCCAUCAUCAUGUUCAUCCUCCUUUGCCUUUCUUCUACUUCCCCUCCUCGGAAGAUGACGAUGUUUUACUCCACCACCACCAUGACCUCUUGUCGCUUCAUGAAAGUACUUUAUCAGCCCAUCUUAAUCACCAUCAUCAGACCGUUACGCCUUUCACUGCUAUGGUGGAGUGGGAUUCCAACAAAGAUAAUCAGGCGGUGAUCAGUAAGGAAGGUGAGCAACAACAACACCAGAAACAGAUCCCCAUGAUGAGAAGGUCUUGCAAGAAGGACCGGCACAGCAAAAUUAGCACUGCCCGAGGGCUGAGGGACAGGAGAAUGAGACUGUCUCUUGAUGUUGCCAGAAAGUUCUUUGGUUUGCAAGACGUGCUUGGCUUUGACAAGGCGAGCAAGACUGUGGAGUGGUUGCUCAAUCAGUCAGCGGCUGAAAUCAAGAGAGUAACAAGAGAAAUGAACAGUCAGAAAAACGAAAACCAAAGCUCUAGCACUACUACUGCCGCAGGUGCAGGUGCAGGUGUCGGAGCCAGAACCACAUCUUCCAUUUCCGAGUGUGAAGUUUUAUCCGGCAUAGAUGAGGCUGCAACUGAUGAUAUUAUUGAUAAGGUAAGCCGGAAACCCUCUUCUUCUUGUGCUAAAAAUCGGACCAAAAGCACUGUCAGGAAACCAAAGAAGAGUGCAUUGUUUAACCCUCUCGCAAAGGUGUCAAGGGAAAAGGCAAGAGCAAGAGCAAGAGAAAGAACUAGAGAAAAGAUGGGGAGACAGUUACAGGCAUGCGAUGACGUUAAUCAGGCAAAGAAGAUAAAGCUGGACCUGAGCCGAUUAAGUUCUUGGAGUACAUUUGAAACCGGAGAACAAUCUGGGGGGACACAAAGCCACAACAACUUGAACAAUCAUUGUACAUUGGAAGCACUUGUUGAGGUUGAAGAGCCAAUAAGCAGCUUCCAAGCAGCUGGAACUACAACAGUAAUUCAUCAAGACUUGAUUGAAAUUGAUGGUCAUGAUGCUGCAGCUAACUUGGUGACAGUGGGAAAGUGGAUCCCCUGUUCCUUUUUCAAUUCUCUGCAAAACACUUCUGGAUCAAUUUCACAAGAGCAACAUCAGUUUGCGGACUCGAGCUCUCAGUUUUUUGGAAAACCAUGGGAGGUCUACAACAAUAGUACUCAAAAUGAAUUUUAA